GCGGCGCCGGCUGGAGACGGGCGAGCCGGGACCGGGAGCGGAGCGGGCCACGCGGCGGCCGGUGGAUCCUGCAGCCGGGCUCCCCCCCCCCCCCUCACCCCGCAUCCGCUGCGCCCCGGGGCCGGGGCGAUGCCGAGCAACCCGCGGGCGGCCGCGGCCGGGCAGCCCCGUGGAACGCGGAGACGCUGAAAAUUGUUACAUCGCGUUCGGAAGUUGGAAUCCGGGGCGCGGCGGAGCCCGCGCGGGGAGCUGCUGCUGGGGCGCCGCUGACCUCUGCCCCGCCCGGCCUUGUAUGGACUGUACUGCUCGCCCGCAGCCAUGGGGAAAAUGCUGUCCAAGAUCUUCGGCAAUAAGGAGAUGCGGAUUCUGAUGCUAGGCCUGGACGCGGCUGGCAAGACCACCAUCCUUUACAAGCUGAAGCUGGGCCAGUCGGUCACCACCAUCCCCACCGUGGGCUUCAACGUGGAGACGGUGACCUACAAGAACGUCAAGUUCAACGUCUGGGACGUGGGGGGCCAGGACAAGAUCCGGCCCCUCUGGAGACACUACUACACAGGUACCCAGGGGCUCAUCUUCGUGGUGGACUGCGCCGAUCGCGACCGGAUCGACGAAGGCCGGCAGGAGCUGCACCGCAUCAUUAACGACCGGGAGAUGCGGGACGCCAUCAUCCUCAUCUUCGCCAACAAGCAGGACCUGCCCGACGCCAUGAAGCCCCACGAAAUCCAGGAGAAACUGGGACUGACGCGCAUUAGGGACAGGAAUUGGUACGUCCAGCCCUCGUGCGCGACAUCCGGGGAAGGACUCUGCGAAGGUCUGAUGUGGCUGACAUCCAAUUACAAAUCCUAAUCCUGGCUUUUUAUACCCACGCACGAGUCUCUAACCAGUGAAACCUUAUUCAACCCCCCACCACCCCUAUAGCCCCAUCCUCCCUCACUCAUCUGUUUGUCUCUCUCUCUCAAAAUUGCUGGUGGGGUGGGACUGGAUCCCUGCUAUGGUACCUUGGCACCCACCCCCUAAAAUGGGGGCCUAGAUUGUCAUGAAUGCUUUUUUUGGGGGGGGGGGGGCUCUUUAGAUCUGAAUGCAGGCCACUUAGCCUUUUUUUCCCUUGUUUCUGAUUGUAAAUCCUGUAGAGUUUAUUAUUUAAUAACUUGGGAAGCAGGGGAUGGGUGUAAACUCCUCCUCCUCCCUCCCCUCCAGCUGUGUUCACAGCAGGGCAAAUCAUCUGGUGCUACUGGUGUGCCCUCACCAGCAGCCCUUCUCACCUGCGGUUCAUGGAAUCCAUCCCUGUCCUUAUGUCCUGGCGGUUUCCAGAACCAGUCGAGGGGUGGGGCGGGUGUUGGAGAGUUCUUAUACUAGGCACUUACGAUUUUGGCAUUGGGAGGGCAGGUUUAUGGGGUCCCCCGUCCAGCUUCCCAAUAACCCACGAUUAUAAGAACGUCUGUGUCUGUUGGGAGUGACAGCUGUGUGCCCCGAUCAAACUAAAACUCGGUUGAUCCUUAUUUAUCCCCGUGCCCGGCCAUUCUUCUCUGCCAGCGACCCAGCCCAGGUGAGGCGUAAGGGCUGCCCCCCGUGUGGGAGGGGGCUGGGCCCUGCACGCCUUGGUGACUAGCUCAGCCUGGCGGGAGGAGGGCUGGCAUCCUGGGGAGACGCAGACACGCCCACAGGUCUCCUCCCAAACCAGUUUCCCCGGCGGCACGUGGGCGGGGAGAAUCAAAGAAGCCCAUUCAUCAGAGCCACCUUAGAGGAGUGGCUCUCCCGCGACUCCUGGGACUACCUGUCCUUGCCGGCUGGCGGUCCUGUUUGUGGGGAAGGCGGCCGUGCGCCGGGUGCAAAUCCAGGGGGCGUCAGUCUCCUGGGAUGUCCUCGGAUGGGGCCCAGCUGGGAUGGUCGUUAACCUGCGGGUGUGGCUGCACCCUUUCCCCGGGACUCAUUCAAAGCUCUGUCCUUUGCUGAGCUGUAGGCUGGAAUCCGCAGGGGGGUUCCUUGGUAAAUGUUUCUCAUCCAUCUCCUCACCCCCAGCUUCUCUAUUGGGGUACAGGUGUCGUCCCCCCCUCCCUGCAUGGGCUCCCAGGCCAUCUGCCCGUAGAGCCCUCCCGGUCUGUGACCAUCCCAGGCCUGGGCUGCCAGUACCCCAGGGCUCCGCUGAAGCCAAGCGAGGGGAUCCUGAUGGGAAUGUUUGGGGGAGGGGACCCCCUUAGUCUCAGGGAUAUGUCUUCACUUCCUAUGGAUGGGGUAUCCCCACGGCAAAGGCAGGAGGGGUCGGUGUGCCUAGAGCCAGAGCCCCACCACAUCGGGGUCCACAACGGGGUCCCCAUGGUUGGGGAAAGUUGUGUCUCUAGUUUCAGCCGGGAGGAAGGGAAGUGGCACUUGCCUCCAGCUGUUGGCCUGGCCCCUCUUCCCGUGGGAUGAUGGGCUCUGCCCCCCAGCUCCUCCCCUGCUCUGUCCUCUUAGCAUCCUCCUCCUGCCCCACAAGGUGGCAGGGGCUGGUUGCCAAGGAAACCGCAUCCAGCAGAGGCGGCUGAUCCUGGUGGAAGGGGGAUGCAGACGUGCACCAACAGCGGUGGUAGCACCAUGUGGUGAGGGCCCUGUCCUUCCUCGGGGGGGCGGGAAAUCCACUCAGAGAUUGCAGGACCUAGUGCAAAGCGGCCGUGCCAAGCUGGAGCUGUUCCCCCUCCCUCUAACCCUCUCACACGCACAGCACUUCUCCCCUGGUCCGUGGGCCCUUCUCUCGCUCUUUGGGGAGGCGGGCGGGGCGAAGCCGCCACCGUGAGAAACCUGCUAGACGAGGGCGUGGAUUUAAACUCCCUUUUCCCUUCCCUGCGUGGGUGCUGCUCCAGCCAAACCCAGCGCUGCAAUGAGUUUGCGUGGCCUCUGCCCACCCCACCCGAGGCCUGUUCUCACCCCCCCCUUGCCACACACCUCCACUGAGAUGCGCCAUCCCACCCUGCCAGGACCCCGCUGCCGUGGCUUUGAGCAGGGACCGGUCUGGGAAGGCAUCUUCCUAGAGCCGUGUUCCCCGCAUCCCCUCCUGAUCUCCGAGUCCUGUGGGCAACCCUGGAGGGAAAUCACACACCACCCUCCCUGCAGCCGGGCUCCCAACCUACUCCUUGGGUGUGCCCCUCCUGGGAACGAAUGAAUCAUCACUAGGAAAAGGGGCGGUGCCCUUCUCCCCCUCGGGUGUCUGAGCCUAAUUACCAAGGAGUCCGCGCCAGGCGGGCCCUGGCAGCCCCAGAGCCACCCGCCUGUGGCGUGGUCCCCGCCGAGGCUUGGCCUUGUAGACUUUGUCCCUGCCUCUCGCUCGAAACCGGCUCGGCCACGCGGAGCAGGGCACAGGGCGUGUGCUGACUCCCUCCCUUUGGGGCGAGGGGAGACUAGCCGCUGGCCUGAUGCUGCCGCUGGCCUUAAGCCUUCCACCAUUGCCUUUCAUGGGGGGGUGGGGAGGAUGCUAGCCGUGUGGACUAGCACUUAACAGGUGUGCUUGUUGGCGGAGAUGAGGAUGACGCAAUAGAAGCGAUGCACGUGGCGGUGCCAGUUCCGCCGUGGGGCUAGAGGCGAGUGUCUGGUAGGCAGAUUUGGGAGCAGAUUUCCUUGAACAUUCCAGCUUAGCACGUGUAUCUUUCCUUUUGCUUCCCCCCUUCCAAAAUCCCCCCUCUGCCACCGGCACCCCCUAGUCGCACCGGUUUGCUCCUGCUCCCUGCAGAAAUGAAGCCGGGUGAGGGCUGCGUGCGUGAUUGAUGAGACUCUGCGGCUCUUGUUUGUUGUUUACGGCGGGACGGCUGUGAUUCUUGGGGCAGGCUCGUCUUCCUGCAGAAAAAAAGAAACGGCUCGUUCCCCUCCCCUCCUGCGUCUCGUACAGGGUGAGCAGGCGAAAGCACUUAAAAGUCUAGGCGUGCGUCUGGCAUGAGCAGCUUCUACCAUAGGGGUGACUGCAGAGCAUGAGUCCCAUGUACUCUUCCUCCAGACUCGGCCGAUCGGCCAUGUUAACGGUGCGUGCCCACUUUUCCAGCCUGGAUUCCAGAGGCGCAGAAGUCUCUGCGUGUGGGGGCUGCACCGGCCCUACACAUUUACCAGAAGCUGCUGGCAGGGUGGUGUCAUAAGUCUGUUUCCACUCACUGGUUGGGGCCGUUAGUAAGCGUCUCCUCAUUACACAGACGUUCAUCUCAAGUGUGUGUGUGUGUGUACGUCCACUGGCAUGGGAGCUGAUUCUGCUGCGCGGUGGGUGGCCACCUCAUCUCCCUGUAAUUCUGCAUCGGGUUUGGUUCUGGUCCAGAGCCGGUGGAGCGUUUACCUUCCCAGUGUGAGGUGGGGAUGAGGAGGGGCUGUCUAAAACCUUCCUCCCGAAGGGGAGCGAAUUGGAGACUCUUGUGCCUUUACUGAAGUGCCACUGUUGCUUAAAGGAAAACGAAGGUACUUUAAGAGUAAGAUGUGCUCAGAUCCGCCGGGGGCUGUAAUCUGCUUGGGGAGAUGCUACACAGGGGAGGUAUUCUCUGCCUAUUGUACAUGUAAACUGGGAAGAUUUAGCAUCUCCUAUUUUUUCUUUGGUAAAUUUCUCCCUGCAGCCGGAGACUCGGCGAGUGCAGUGUGUUUCAAAGGGCUCAUUAUGUUCGAACUGUGUUUUGGGGGUUUUUUUAAAGGUGUUUUUUUUUCUUUCUAAUCUUUAUGCAAAUGAAAAUCUUUUUUAAAAAUCGUA
Molecule: messenger RNA, 4690 nt
Organism: Mauremys mutica (yellowpond turtle)
Lineage: Eukaryota; Metazoa; Chordata; Testudines; Geoemydidae
Product: ADP-ribosylation factor 6-like
Exons: 2
Coding region: 319-846 (175 amino acids)
Biological process (GO): intracellular protein transport; vesicle-mediated transport
Cellular component (GO): cytoplasm
Molecular function (GO): GTP binding; GTPase activity
Source: RefSeq, a predicted model, not a curated record